UCUUACAUAAUUUGUGUUGAUGUAUUUGUGUCAACUUGUAAAACAAGAAGGGGCAAUUUGGAAUUUUCUAUGAUAUUCUUCAUUCUUAUAUGAUAUAAUAUCAUAUGAGAAUAAGUGUAAUCAUUUUGUGAAUUAGACCAAUGGAGUAGUAGAAAUCAAAAUUCAUUUCAGAGCAGAUAGAAGAGAUUGAAAGGAAGAGAAAGAGAAACAGAAUCAAGCAGAACAACAAGAGAAGAGAAGGGUCAAUCAUUGUCAAAUUCACUGGAGAAUAGUAGUGGGAGUCAAAAUUCAUUUCAGAGGAGAUAGAAGAGAUUGAAAGAAAGAGGAAAAGAAAUAGAAUCAAGAAGAAGAACAACAGAAGGGCUAAUCACUGCUAAACUCACUGGAGAACAGGGUAUUGAGAUUAAUUAAUUAAUUAAUUAGUCUGUGUGUAAAUGGAGGGUGAAAAGAUUGUGUCUAUCAAAGAGUACUCAAAUGAGGAAGUUGAUGAUGAUGGAAGAAUAAAGAGAACUGGGAAUGUGUUGACGGCAACAACACACGUUAUAACAGUGGUAGUGGGAGCAGGAGUUUUGGCUCUAGCAUGGGCAAUCGCUCAACUUGGAUGGAUAGCUGGCAUAACCAUUAUGAUCACAUUUUCAUCCAUUUCCAUUUACACUUACAAUCUUAUAGCUGAUUGUUAUAGAUAUCCGGAUCCAGUUAAUGGUAAAAGAAACUACACUUACAUGCAAGCUGUGCAUGCAUACCUAGGUGGAACAAUGCACGUGUUUUGUGGAUUGAUCCAAUAUGGAAAACUUGCAGGUCUUACAGUUGGAUAUACUAUAACUUCCUCCACAAGCAUGGUAGCUAUAAAGAAAGUAAUCUGCUUCCACAAAAAUGGACAUGGAGCUUAUUGCAAGUUUUCAAAUAAUCCUUAUAUAAUUGGUUUUGGGAUUGUUCAGAUUUUCCUGUCUCAGAUCCCAAAUUUCCAUAAGUUAACAUUGAUAUCAAUUAUUGCUGCUAUUAGUUCUUUUGGAUAUGCAUUAAUCGGAAGUGGACUCUCUCUAGUCGCUGUGAUAUCAGGGAAAGGAGAACCAACAAGUUGGUCUGGAGUAAAAGUAGGACCAGGAUUAUCGAGAGAAGAAAAAGUUUGGAAGAUUUUAACUGCAUUGGGAAACAUUGCACUUGCAUGCACUUAUUCUACCGUUGUUUACGAUAUAAUGGACACGUUGAAGUCAUAUCCACCAGAAAGCAAACAAAUGAAAAAGGCAAAUGUGUUAGGGAUCAUAACAAUGACAACACUUUUUCUCCUAUGCGCUUCACUUGGUUAUGCUGCAUUUGGUGAUCAUACUCCAGGGAACAUCCUCACAGGCUUUGGAUUUUAUGAGCCCUUCUGGUUGGUUUCCUUAGGGAAUGUUUGCAUUAUAAUUCACAUGGUGGGAGCAUAUCAGGUGUUAGCUCAACCAUUAUUUCGUAUAGUUGAGAUGGGUGCUAAUAUGAAGUGGCCACGCUCGAGUUUCAUAAAUAAGGAAUACGCAAACAAAAUUUGCUCCUUUUCAUUCAACAUCAACAUGUUUCGGUUAAUUUGGAGGACGAUAUUUGUGAUAAUGGCCACGGUUAUGGCCAUGGCAAUGCCAUUUUUCAACGAGUUUCUCUCUUUGCUUGGAGCAUUUGGGUUUUGGCCACUCGUCAUCUUCUUCCCAAUACAAAUGCAUAUAUCUCAGAAACAAAUCAACAGAUUUUCAUUGAAGUGGUGUGUACUCCAAUUAUUGAGUUUUGUGUGUUUUAUGAUUUCAGCAUGUGCUGGAAUUGGCGCCAUUCAUGGAAUUUGUAAGAAUAUCACAAAAUAUAAACUCUUCAUGUAUAAACAGUAAUAUUAUUUAAAAAUUUGUCGCACAAAUAAAAUGUAACAGUGUUAUUCUAAGAUAUCAAAAAACUAACAAACACAUUUUCGUAUCUUCUCCAUCAAGUUAUUGUGAUAGAUAUAGAGAAAAUUCACUACAACAAAAUUGU
This is a messenger RNA of Vicia villosa (hairy vetch), 1989 nucleotides long. Its product is annotated as amino acid permease 8-like. NCBI's taxonomy places the organism in Eukaryota, Viridiplantae, Streptophyta, Magnoliopsida, Fabales, Fabaceae. The record is from RefSeq and is a predicted model, not a curated record. The transcript has 8 exons. Gene Ontology annotation, cellular component: plasma membrane. The coding region runs from base 435 to 1850 and encodes 471 amino acids.